AUGGGGUGGCCCAGACACCCCUCUGUGCGCUGCCCACCAGAAGUAGCCCUGCAGGGCCAAGCAUGGAUGCUCAAGAGGCAGGCUAGCCAGGAGGGCUUGGGGCCGGCAGCCCCUCACCCCUGCCCCUCCCACCCCAUUCGUGGUGACAUCUCGGAGACCAGGUCCAAGGCCCCAAGCUCCCAGUCCCUGCAGAAGGCAGCACCCCACCCCACCCCCACCUUUGCGUGUCCAUGUCCAAGGCGGGCUGCCCACCCAGCCUCCCGCACACCCCAGGCGGCCUCCGCUGGGAGGACCAAGCUGUGUGUGGAGCGCGGGCGCGCUCUGCUGGUGCCUGUGUGCAAUGACCAUGCGAGGGAAUCUGGCUGCCGCUUUGACAAGGUCCAGCGGGCGGCCAGCAGGACCCGCCGUCCCAGGCAGACGAAGAGCUUCUUUCAUCACAUCCUGGGCGACUCCCUCAACUCUGGAGAGAGGAGCCGGAGACCCUUGGAGGCUGAGCACCCAGCCACCAUUGCAGCCCUGCUGCCCAUCAUUAGGCUGCUUUCAGUGGAGUCUGCCCAUGGCUUCCAGGGGAUCGGGGCUGUGCUGUCGGGGAGGGGUGUAAGGCACCAGAAGCAGAGCAGUGCAGAGCGGGACCCACAACUGGAGCUGGUGCUGGCCGAGGAGCUGCAGGUCCCCACAGGAGCUGGUGCAAACCUGGAGAACACGGACUCUCCUCUUGACUGGAUCCUGGACAGGCUCCGGGCUCCAGACUCAAGAGAAGUGCUCUGCCUACAGUUCCUGCCCGCGGGCAGCAGGGAUGAGAAGCUGAAAUUUCAUCUGGUGACAUCCAGACUCUCACCUACCCUGGUCCCCGGGAUCCUGCUGGUGUUCCCCACCAGUGCACUGGUGUACUUGGCUGCUACUCCACAGUCUCCAGGGAAACGGACCCGCCCUCUCAACCCCGGGCGCCUCCGAGAGCCCAGAUCCGCGGACCCUCCGGCAGAGCCGCAUCUACAGCCCCUCCACCUGGCCGCCCCCAAGUCUGGGUGGCGAGGCUUUUCCUUCCGCGCAUUCCCCGCACACCCCGCACAGCCUCGGAGCACAGGCGAGUGUGAGCGCGUGUGCAGGUGCUGUGAGGAUGGACAUGGGCCCAUCGGAGUUGCGGGCGUGAUGUCGGCCCAGGAGCUCGUGGCCUGCCUCUGCCGAGAGGGUGACCAGCACCUGGCCCUGGGGGAGACCCCGCUGGCCACCGCCUUCUAUCUGGCUGCCUUCAGCUGCCACGCUCCCUCGGCCCUGCGGAGCAUCCGAGCUGCCCUGCCCGAGACCCGGGGCUCAUCUGUGGUGGCCACCCUAGAGGCCUGGUGCCGAGGUGACAGCCAGAUCCCAGCCAUCCACUGGGAUGGCAUGGCGGUGGUCUCCCUGACAGGGACCCUGGCCUGCGCCUUCCUGGCCACCCUCUGCCCCGACCACCCCGUUGCGGCCCUGCACUCCCUGGCCAGCCUGCUGGCACACGGGCACCAUGGGGAAGUGGUGCGGCGCUGCGGGGUCCUGCUGGACGCUCACUCCCAGCAGAGCCUGGAGUUGCGGCUGACCCGCGCCCUGGCCUGGGUCCUAUCCGGAACACAGGUGCACACUGGGGUGGCCGGCUACCUCCAGGCCUUUGUGGAGAGCGCCGACCGGACCAUGGCCUUCAUUCGCAUGCAUCAGCAGCCCUACCUCCCUGCUCUGGUCAGAGCCCUCCAGGACUACAUCUCAGAGCAUCAGGAGGCUGGGGAUGGUGCCAGCCAACAGGUGACCAACUGCCAGGGACUCCUUGCAGCCCUGGACCCUGGGGGCACCUGGAGCAUCACCCUGUCGCCUGAAGCCCUGCUCCAGCAUGGCAGGUAUGAGGACUGCCGGGCAGCCUGCAGCCAGGCCCUGGAGGCCGCCCCAACGGGGUGCAGACCCCAAGGCGAGCGUCUGGCCACCCUUUUGGUCACCCGUGCUGCAGCGACCUUUUUCCUAGACAGCGGGGCCCAAGACCUGCUUCGGGACCUGCACCAGGCCUUCCGGGAGAGCCCCUCAGGGGCUCGGAGGCAGUUCCAGGCUGUGCUCUCCGCCGGGGACCGGGAGCGCUUGCACGCCCAAGUGCAGGAGGCUGCAGACGUGGGUUUCUCCCACUUCCAGGAGACCGUGCGGAGUCGCCCCGAGCUCCGCGAGGACUCUGGCCGUGAACUGCUGGUCCCGGUGACCCAAGCGCUCCGGGUCCUGUGUCGAGUCGCCCCUCCCGGGGCGCGCCCCGCACUGGGCGCCCGACUGGCCGAGUGCCUGCUGCUGGCAGGCGACGCGGCGGGCGCCAGAGCGCUGUGUGAGCGCUUGCUCCGGCCCUCGCGCACCGGGGACCGUGCCGGGGACCGCGCGCCCCUGAUGGCGCUGCGCGGCUUCUGCGCGCUACACUCUGGCGACUCAGGUAGCGCCCAGGAGGACUUCCAGGCAGUAGUGGAGCUGGGACCGCCUCACUUGAGUGGCUGCGUGCGCGCCCUGUGCGGCCGCGGGCUCCUGCGAGUGCUGGCGGGCAGCGCCUUCCUGGGUGCACUGGACUACGUUACCGCCUGCCGCCUAGGCCCCGAGGAAACUCUACUUGUCACCAAGACCUACGUGCCCUGGAACCAACGGGGGCUGCUGCUGACCGUGCUGCGCGAGGAGGGCCGCAAGAUGCUGCAGCGGAGGCCAGAGCCAGGACCCAAGAGCUGGCGGGGCCGCCGGACUAAGGCCACGGAGACAGACAGCCCUGCUGUGCAGGAAGGGGAUGCGCACGGCGUGCACCAGCUGGCCACGCUCCUGAUGGAACUGGACACGGAGGAUGAGGCUUCUCGCCUCCUGGCAGCUGACGCCCUAUACCGCCUGGGCCGCCUGGACGACACCCACAAGGCCCUGCUGGCAGCCCUCUCCCGGAGGCCUCAGGCGGCCCCUGUGCUGACGCGGCUGGCCCUGCUGCAGCUCCGGAGGGGAUUCUCCUACAAUGCCAACCAGCUGGUGAAGAAGGUGGUCCAGUCAGGGGACACGGCCUGCCUCCAGUCCACCCUGGCCGUCUUCUGUCAUGAGGACCGGCAGCUGCUCUGGGGCCACUGCCAUGCGAAGGCCCUGGCCAUCCUGCGGGCACGACCAGGAGGGGCCGAGGGCGGGGCCCACACCAGGGAGGCCAUCGCCUACCUCUCUCUGGCCAUCUUUGCCUCAGGAAAUCGGGCCACUGAGUCCCUGCUCGCCCGAGCCCGCUGUUACGGCUUCCUGGGCCAGAAGAAGACAGCCAUGUUUGACUUCACCUCCGUGCUGAGGGCUGAGCCGGGGAACGCACAGGCACUGUGCGGCCGGGCACUCCUGCACCUGGCCUUGGAUGAGCAGAAGGAGGCUGUGGACGACAUCCUCUCCGCUCUGAGGCUCAGCCCAAGAACCGCAGUUCCUGAGAUCUGCUCUCUGAAGCCGGAGACCCAGGCCCUUAUCACCCAGAGCCUCUCCUCCCACUGCCGGGCCCUCCUGAAUCAGCUGCCGGACACAGGGGCCCGCCUCAAUGACAAGGACGCCCAGAACCUCCUGGCUGCAGGGAAGGCACUGAUUGAAAUUGAUGCCAGGCAGCCCCUCUGGCACAUGCUCCUGGCAGAUGCGCUCGCUGCAGUGGGCAGCUUUGAGGAGGCCGGUGCCCAUCUGCAAAAAGUCCUGCACCCUACCCCUCCAUCAGAGGCAGCCCGCGCCCGGCGUGGGCUGCUCCGGCUCAAGAAGGGGGAUGUGGUGGCCGCUGCACAGGACCUGCAGUGCCUUGCAGAGAUGGAUGCCCAGGACCUCGGCUUCCUACUAUGUCUCCUGGAGGCUUCAGAGCGGCAGAGCCUCACUCAGGCUGCAACCCAGGAAGCUGACACCCUCCUGAACUCGGGACAGCCCCGCCAGGCGCUGGGCUACUGCUCGCUGGCUGUCCUGGCGGGCGGCAGCAGCAACUGUCACCUACGCCGUCGGGCCACCUGCCUGGCCGAGCUACGGGAGUUUAGCCGGGCACUUGGGGACCUAGACCACGUGCUCCGAGAGGGCUCAAGGGACAGCAACCUCCAGACACAGGUGGAGGACUUCUGCUCCCGGGGCCGCCUGCUGCUGGGUCUGGGGGAUGAGGCUGGGGCUGCAGGGGCCUUCGCCCAGGCCCUCCACCUGGCACCCACCCAGGCCAAGAGCAGCCUGUGGGAGCGGCCAGGCCGGGCUCCAGCCACCCACAUACUCUUGUGCCAGGCGCGGUGUUGCCUGGUUGAGCAACGCUACAGCGAGGCCUGGACGGCGGCCGAGGCCGGCCUCCUGUUGGACCCAGGGCACAGCAGCCUGAAGAGGCUGAAGGCAAGAAUCCGGAGGGAGGCGUCCUCUGGCUGCCGGCUCCACUGA
Dama dama (fallow deer) is the source of this 4377-nucleotide messenger RNA. RefSeq names its product tetratricopeptide repeat domain 34 (gene TTC34). Lineage: Eukaryota; Metazoa; Chordata; Mammalia; Artiodactyla; Cervidae. The coding region runs from base 1 to 4377 and encodes 1458 amino acids. Gene Ontology annotation, molecular function: protein binding. The transcript is spliced from 14 exons. The record is from RefSeq and is a predicted model, not a curated record.